Aspergillus chevalieri is the source of this 786-nucleotide messenger RNA. Its product is annotated as putative thiol methyltransferase. The transcript has 2 exons. Gene Ontology annotation, molecular function: S-adenosylmethionine-dependent methyltransferase activity. The record is from RefSeq and is a predicted model, not a curated record. Bases 1 to 786 code for a protein of 261 amino acids. NCBI's taxonomy places the organism in Eukaryota, Fungi, Ascomycota, Eurotiomycetes, Eurotiales, Aspergillaceae.
AUGACAGCCACCACCACCACCGCCACCACCACAUCCGUCGUCCCCCAGUUCCUUGCCCAGUACAGAAAAGACGCUUAUGUCAAAGGCUGGGCAGAUCUUUGGGAUCGAGGCGGUGACUAUGUAGACUGGGACAAGGGAUGCCCGAACCCAGCGCUCGAAGACACCCUCCUCCAGCAGCGGUCCAUUCUCGGGGGUCCGCUAACCUUAGACGAACAGGGACGACGGCAUCGAAAGAAAGCCCUUGUACCCGGAUGCGGCAGUGGUCUGGACGUCCUUCUUCUUGCCAGUUUCGGAUAUGAUGCGUAUGGUCUGGAAUAUAGCCAUUCGGCAGUGCAGACUUGCAAAGCGCAGGAAACCAGAAGCAGGGCGCGAGGUGAAUACUCGGUUCGGGAUGAAGAGGUUGGUGGCGGCAGUGUCACUUUCAUGCAGGGCGAUUUCUUCGAUGAUGAAUGGUUAGAAGGAAUAGGGCUCGGACGGGGAGGCUAUGACGUGAUUUAUGACCACUCGUUCUUCUGCGCAUUGGACCCAUCCCUCCGUCCACAAUGGGGUCAGCGAAAAGCACAACUCCUCGCUCCAACAGGUCGUUUGAUUUGCCUCGAAUUCCCUCGGCAUCAAGAUCCUUCGGAAAUGGGACCGCCGUACACGGCACUAUCGGAGGAUUACAUCGAGCAUCUCAGCCGGCCCGGUCUGAAACGUGUGGCAUACUGGAGACCUGAAAGGACGCAUGCGAAUGGCUUUGAUGCGCAGGGUGUUAUUCAGGAUCGGGUUUCGAUUUGGUGUUGGUGA